Molecule: messenger RNA, 2546 nt
Organism: Spea bombifrons (plains spadefoot toad)
Lineage: Eukaryota; Metazoa; Chordata; Amphibia; Anura; Pelobatidae
Product: serine/threonine-protein phosphatase alpha-2 isoform-like
Exons: 7
Coding region: 161-1147 (328 amino acids)
Biological process (GO): circadian regulation of gene expression; regulation of circadian rhythm
Cellular component (GO): cytoplasm; nucleus
Molecular function (GO): protein serine/threonine phosphatase activity
Source: RefSeq, a predicted model, not a curated record
GCAGGCGCACCUCGGCUUCUUCAUUCACGAGAGGAAAGCGAAGGGAGCGGGUGGGCCUCGUGCGUGCACUGACGUCACCAACCGUGGGAGACAGCGACCGAGCGCUUCGGCGGGCACGUGACCUUCUUUAGCAGCACCCCCGGCCCUCACACACCGAGCCAUGGGCGACGGAGAGAAACUCAACAUCGACUCGAUCAUUCAGCGGCUGCUGGAAGUUAAAGGCUGCCGUCCGGGGAAGAAUGUCCAGCUGUCGGAGAACGAGAUCCGUGGCUUGUGCCUGAAAUCCCGUGAGAUCUUCCUCAGUCAGCCCAUCCUGCUGGAGCUGGAAGCCCCGCUGAAGAUCUGCGGCGACGUUCACGGCCAGUAUUACGACCUACUUAGGCUCUUCGAAUACGGAGGCUUCCCCCCGGAGAGUAACUACCUGUUCCUGGGGGAUUACGUGGACCGUGGCAAGCAGUCGCUGGAAACCAUCUGCCUGCUGCUCGCCUACAAGAUUAAAUACCCAGAAAACUUCUUCUUGCUGCGCGGGAACCACGAGUGCGCGAGCAUCAACCGCAUCUACGGCUUCUACGACGAGUGUAAAAGACGGUAUAACAUCAAGCUGUGGAAGACCUUCACCGACUGCUUUAACUGUCUGCCGGUCGCCGCGAUAGUCGAUGAAAAGAUCUUCUGCUGUCACGGAGGUCUCUCUCCUGACCUGCAAUCCAUGGAGCAGGUGCGAAGGAUCCUGCGUCCCACCGACGUCCCAGACCAGGGCCUUCUGUGCGAUCUCCUGUGGUCCGACCCCGACAAGGAUGUCCUCGGCUGGGGUGAGAACGACCGCGGCGUCUCCUUCACCUUUGGAGCUGAUGUGGUGGCCAAAUUCCUCCACAAACACGACCUGGACCUCAUCUGCCGAGCUCAUCAGGUGGUGGAAGACGGCUACGAGUUCUUCGCGAAGAGACAGCUGGUGACGCUCUUCUCGGCACCCAAUUACUGCGGGGAGUUUGAUAACGCCGGCUCCAUGAUGAGCGUAGACGAGUCCUUGAUGUGCUCCUUCCAGAUCCUAAAACCAGCGGACAAGAAACUGUUUGCUUACGGAGGAGUGAACCAGAACCGGCCCGUCACCCCUCCUAGAAACUCUGCUAAGAACAAGCAGAAGAAAUGACCUCCUCGGGGCACCUUCUAGCUUCUCCCCCGCUCCCCGACACUCACCCACUGACCUCCCGCCGCGUUUCAUCCGAGUUCUGUUACCCCCUCUCGCCCGCUGGUGGGGGGGACCGGUUUACCUCGCACUGACUGAUGGGGAUGAGGGGGAGGACGGAGGGCACCUGCGAAAUCAGCCGAUUCUUCUGCCUUAAUGCUUCGACGCGUCCGAAGAGCUGCCUCCACUUUGUCCAAAGCCGCCGGCGCCGGGGAGGAAAGACUCGUUUUCUCGAGGCGGUGCCUUAACGCGCCGUCGCCGGUAAUUCGGAUGGAAUCUCAGGGUCAUUCGUCGCUUCUCCUGGACGGUAGCAAAAUAAAUCUACUUUAACCCCAGGUGCAGUAUCCCGGCCGCUAAAUGGUUAACGUGUCUACCUACGUGUCACGUCGCCAGGGCUCGGCAUGAUGGGGGUCUUCUCGUUUCUGUAGCAUUAUGGCCAGUGAAUCGUUGCAGGCUGACGACCGCAUUAAAUCCACUUGCACAUGGUUGUCUCUUCUAAUGUUUUUGUCUUUGUUUACCCCAGAAAUAGGUUCACGGGCGGACAGAGUAACGCUUCUGUAGUCCUAGAGGUACAGGCAGGCACGUCUCAACCCCCCUCCCCCUUCCGGUUUUACGACUGAGUUUAAUACCACCGCUGCCCGGCUACCGGUCGGUUUGUAGAGCCGUUAACGCUCAGACAGUUACGGAAACUGGAUAGUUGGUCGGGGUGGGACUGGGUCCAUAAUGCCCAGCAUGCAUUGCGAGAGGGGAGGGGGGGUUGCAGCAGAGGCCAGAUCAUAUUAUGUAGAUUCUUCAUUUUCAUUUUGUUUGUUGUAUCCGGUCCUCCUUUCUUCGCUUGCCGUUCCGUGGUUAAUGUCGGUGCGUGGAGACUCCCCGCGUGGCGUUCUGUACCUCUUCUGGUCCCGUUGCGUUUCUCUUGCUGUAUUGUGUGAUGUAACUUUUUUUUUUUUUUUUUUUUUUUUUUAUUGGGUGGGGGGUAUACUCUUUGUUUUAUUUAGUAGAAUUGGCCUGUUUAGGAAGCCUUUGCCCCUCUUUUUUUCUUUUAAUAAAGAAACUGACAUUGUUGGCAAUCGUCCGAAUUGACCAAUGAGCCGUCUGUCUGACUUGUAACCCUCUCUCUGCCGAGGGACCAAUCUCACUGUCCCCAGAUGGCUGGUGGAUCUGGGAAGAUUCCGGAAGCUUUGACCUGCUGUACGGCGACGCGCAUCGUUAAGAAGGGAACUCGUCCAGCCGGGGGUGCUAGAAGGGGGGCCGGUUUUUGGGGAGGGGGUUCUCGCGGCGGUCCUUGAAAGCUAUGAGUCAUGGCUUUUUAACGAAAUUCUUUUUAUCACGUUUGAAUUGAAAUGAAUGUAGAGAAAUAAAA